Coffea eugenioides is the source of this 321-nucleotide messenger RNA. RefSeq names its product auxin-induced protein 15A-like. Lineage: Eukaryota; Viridiplantae; Streptophyta; Magnoliopsida; Gentianales; Rubiaceae. Gene Ontology annotation, biological process: response to auxin. The transcript has a single exon. The record is from RefSeq and is a predicted model, not a curated record. Bases 1 to 321 code for a protein of 106 amino acids.
AUGGGAAUUCGCUUGAUAGCUGCCAUGGUUCAUGCAAAGCAAGUAUUUAGGUCGAGAGCUGGUGUGCAUGGCGGCCAUGCAUCACCAACUGCUGUAUCCAGCAAUGCAGAUGUCCCAAAGGGUCACUUGGCAGUUUACGUUGGAGUGUCUUAUAAGUACCGCUUUGUGGUUCCUCUGUCCUACUUGAAGCAUCCUUUGUUCCUGGAUCUAUUGAGGCGUGCAGAGGAAGAAAACGGAUUUGAUCAUCCCAUGGGAGGCCUCACCAUCCCAUGCAGCAGAAAUGCCUUUCUUGAUAUGGCGUCUCGCUUGAAUGACUGCUGA